Effrenium voratum is the source of this 909-nucleotide messenger RNA. The record is from the annotation of a GenBank genome assembly. Lineage: Eukaryota; Dinophyceae; Suessiales; Symbiodiniaceae.
AUGAUCUGCGACUCAGGCGAGGUCCGGUCCCAGGCGUCGGUGGGUUUCCUUUCCCACGGCGGGCCGCUGACGUGGUGCACCGAGUCCAUCUCCUCCGUGCACCGGGAGAGGCGCUCGGAUCGGGGCAGCCGCAGCCGCAGCCGCAGCCUUCCGGCAGCGCAGCCGGACCCUCCUACACCGGAACGGCCCUUGAUCGUGCUGGAUGAUGAUGAGCAGUCGCAGAAGCCGAUUCAACCCACAGACAUGCCCGCUCUGUUGCAGGAACUUUGGCAGCCCGACGAAGUGCACACACAGGACAGAAUUUGGCUGUGGUCGCAGAGCCUGCCAGCCACUGCAGACUCCACCAUCUCUCCGCCCUUCAGUGGCUGCGCGAGGCAUGCGAUAGAGGCCAGCCUCACUCCGCAGAAGCCCCGGCUACGAGAGGCGCUGCUGGAGCUGCCGAUGGCCGGGCAGGACUUGCUGCUAGCGCAGCAGGAAGAUGAGGAGAGGGAGCAGAGCGGGUCAGUCUGGCAUGCAGAGCAGGCGGAGCAGGUGCAGGUAGAGCGCGUUGAGUCGGUAGAAAAGGCAAACGGCGCGGAGGAGAGCGGGACAGUCCGGCGUGAAGAGCAGGCGGAGCAGGUCCAGGUGGAGCGCGCUGAGUCGGUAGAGAAGGCAAACGGCGCGGAGGAGAGGCGGCCAGUUUUGCAUGCGGAGCGGGUGGUUCAGGCAAAGAGCGCAGAGGUGUUCCGCCAAGUGCUUCAUUCGAAUUUCAGAGAGGAGGGGCCAGCCCGGCGGCUGGAGCAGGAGAGGUGUUCCGCCAAGGACUUGACUCGAAUUGCAGAGAGGAGGGGCCAGCCCGGCGGGUGGAGCAGGAGAGGCAGCCAGUUCUGCAUGCAGAGUCCCUUCAGGCAAAGAGCGCAGAGGCGAUGA